Molecule: messenger RNA, 2353 nt
Organism: Pocillopora verrucosa
Lineage: Eukaryota; Metazoa; Cnidaria; Anthozoa; Scleractinia; Pocilloporidae
Product: sodium- and chloride-dependent taurine transporter-like
Biological process (GO): sodium ion transmembrane transport
Cellular component (GO): plasma membrane
Source: RefSeq, a predicted model, not a curated record
AACAAGUGCAAGAGGUUGCCGAGUAAAGAGGCCGGCGUUUUCAGCGUACGUGUAAACAGGCCCUGAACAAGCGUUUACUCAUCUUUCCUUUGCUUAUAUUACGCUCGCAUCUGAUGUAUUUGGUUCCGUUGCGUUCCUGUUGUGAGUUGUGACCGGCUAACUUAAAUUACCGUGCCGUGUUAACAGUGGAAUUGGAAGGUUCUUGAAGAAAUAUAUUCGCUGAAUCAAUCUGCUCUAAAAAAGUCAAAAUGACAGAAGGUAUCAAUGAACGGGAGACGUGGAGUUCGAAGUUCGACUUCAUCCUUGCUCUGAUGGGAUUUUCCAUUGGGCUCGGUAACAUUUGGCGGUUUCCUUAUCUGUGCUUCAAGAACGGUGGAGGGUGUUUUCUCAUUCCCUAUUUGAUUUGUCUGAUCGUGGCUGGUGUCCCUGUUUUGGUCAUGGAAAUUGGUUUGGGACAGUACACAAGUCAAGGUGGAAUUACAGCCUGGAAAAUAUGUCCAAUAUUUCAAGGUAUUGGCUACGCUGGGGUCCUGGUUAUGCAAUACAUUAACAUUUACUAUACCGUGAUUCUUGGCUGGGCCUUUUAUUACAUGUUUGCCUCGUUCCAAUCCAAGCUGCCGUGGUCACAUUGUGGAAAUGAAUGGAACACAGUAAAUUGUGUAGACGGCAGUGUAAAACGAAACAGCUCCUUACAAAAUACCUCCGCUAUCGCAGGUGUUUCAGCAAGUCAGGAAUACUGGGACUACAGAGUUCUGCGAGUUUCUGGUGGCUUGGGUGAACCGGGGCAAGUGAACUGGGACCUAGCUUUGUGCCUGCUGUUGGCUUGGAUCGUUUGUUAUUUGUGUGUAUGCAAAGGAGUCAAGUCUAGUGGGAAGGUUGUGUACUUCACCGCUACAGCUCCAUAUCUGCUGCUGACCGCAAUCUUGAUCCGCGGUGUCACUUUACCGGGAGCCGCCGAUGGAAUAAAAUUUUAUCUGACCCCUGAUCUGUCAAGACUUGGUGAUGGCCAGGUUUGGCUCGAUGCUGGCACCCAGGUGUUUUUCUCGUAUUCCAUUGGCAUGGGAACCAUGACAGCACUUGGGAGCUAUAACAAAUUUAAGAACAACUUUUACAGAGAUUCCAUCAUAUUUACCCUCUGUAACAGUGGAACAAGUUUCUACGGCGGAUUUCUCAUCUUCUCUGUGUUGGGCUUUAUGGCUAAAAAUCAAGGAGUGACAGUUGAGGACGUUGCUAAACCAGGUCCUGGACUGGCCUUUGUAGUUUAUCCAGAAGCUGUAGCUCAAAUGCCUCUAUCUCCUUUGUGGUCUGCUCUGUUUUUCUUCAUGGUAAUUUUACUGGGCCUGGACAGUGAGUUUGUAGGUAUUGAGGGUGUUGUGACCGCCGUUGUGGAUUUGUAUCCUCACUACCUGAGGCGCGGCUACCGCAAAGAAAUGUUUACCGCUUUUGUCUGUGUGAUCUGGUUCCUCCUUGGGCUAGCUAUGGUUACUGAGGGAGGAAUGUACGUUUUCCAGUUGUUUGAUUUCUACUCUGGAAGCGGAUCAGUACUGUUGUUGGUGGUCAUCUGUGAAUGUGUGGCUAUGGGAUGGCUAUAUGGUCGCCGUCGUUUUUAUGACAAAAUGGAAAUCAUGCUGGGAUUUCGCAUCAAUCCAUGGAUUGGUUGGUGUUGGUGUUUUCUAGCGCCAAUGUUUUGUUCGUUCAUCUUCAUCUUUAACCUGGCAACAUAUAAGCCAUUGACUUACGGUCAGUACGUUUAUCCCGCGUGGGGCCAAGCUAUUGGUUGGUUGUUGACGGCAUCGUCAUUGACCUGCAUUCCGGCUGUGAUGAUUUACAAACUCAUCAAGACCACAGGAACAAUCAGAGAGCGUUUGAACAAGUUGAUUAUACCUGAGAUUGAGGAGGACAGGGAAGAAACUGAACUUGAAGAUUUUAAAGGAAAUCAGAUUCUUCCGUUGACAACAGAGAACGAGAAAAUUGAACAGAAGGCCUCAUAAAUACACCGAUGCACUUUCUUCUUUGUUGAAAUAUAUACAACCUUGUACUUGAAAUCAUUUUUUGUAACAAAUCUUACAGAUGUUAAAAAAGGAUAAUCUUUUAUGAUGUAUGGAAAACUCAGCUGGAGAUAUAGAGAUAACAGAGUUAUAUGUCUUCAAACUCCAUAAUUUUUGUUGAAACACACUCUUGGAUCACCACGCCAUUUCAUGUAAAGGAUGAUGGACAAAACACUGACCCCCAGUCCACGGACCACGAUGGACCAUCCAAGUGAACUGCCUUAAAAUAGACCAACCCUCCAAAAUACUAUUUUAUUUGAGUUCUAUUGAAAGCUCUGUUUUUUAUAUUUUUAAAAAUAAAAUGU